CUUUUAGCAGCGGCUAGCGCGACGCGCGGCACCGGCGGCAGCGCACGAACGCGGGAAAACCCAGACCCGCGAACCAACCAUGACGCGCGGGACGAAGCGCCUCGGCGAGCGCGAGACGGCCGAGCUGCGCGAAGCCUUUGAGCUCUUCGACUCCGAGAAGAGCGGCAAAAUCAACCUGCACGAGCUCAAGGUCCUGCUGCGCGCGCUGGGCUUCCAGGUCAAGAAGACGGACGUGAUCAAGAUGGUCCACGAGCUCGAGCCGUCGAACGAGGGCUCCGUCGACUUCCUGCUCUUCUCCCAGCUCAUGGCCGAGCGCUACGCGGAGCGCGACCCCGAGGAGGAGAUCAUGAAGGCGUUCCAGCUCUUCGACAACGACGGCUCGGGCAAGAUCUCGCUCAAGAACAUGCGCCAGGUCGCGCGCGAGCUCGGCGAGGACCUCUCCGAGGAGGAGCUCCAGGCCAUGAUCGAGGAGUUCGACCGCGACCAGGACGGCGAGAUCAGCCAGGAGGAGUUCCUCUCCAUCAUGCGAUCCGCGGCAUAGGCGCGUCGUAAAGCGACGGCGUCUCU
Molecule: messenger RNA, 567 nt
Organism: Aureococcus anophagefferens
Lineage: Eukaryota; Pelagophyceae; Pelagomonadales; Pelagomonadaceae
Exons: 3
Coding region: 80-541 (153 amino acids)
Biological process (GO): spindle pole body duplication
Cellular component (GO): microtubule organizing center
Molecular function (GO): microtubule binding; calcium ion binding
Source: RefSeq, a predicted model, not a curated record